GACAGCUCUGGAACUACUUCCGGGGCACACUGGUGACCUUGGUAGGUGAACCAUCAUGGCUGCCAUCGUCAGAUUGAGCUCUAUGUGCCGCAGAGGAGUAAAACCUCUGUUCUACCAAAGCCCCCUGCUCUCCAGACCAGUUGCAGCCCUACAGAGAGACCAUGAGCAGCAGCACCUGCCAACUGCCAGGAUUCAUUCUUCACAAGCUCUGCAUGGCUCUGACGCUAAAGCCGCUUCGCGUCACUGGACAGCAGAGCGAGUGCUGAGCGUGGUGCUGCUCGCCAUGGGCCCUGUAGCAUACUUUAGCCCUGGUCCUGUGGUGGACUACUCCCUGGCUGCUGCUCUAACUCUACAUGGACACUGGGGUCUGGGCCAGGUGUUAACUGACUAUGUUCACGGGGAAACAAAGGUUAAAAUAGCCAGCGCAGGUCUCUUCGUCCUGUCCACUGUCACCUUUGCUGGUCUGUGUUACUUCAACUACAACGAUGUGGGCAUCUGCAAAGCCGUCGCUCUGCUCUGGAGCAAAUAAAAGUGACUAUGGACUCAGAAGCAUGGGGGGCCUAAAUGUUUGGUGGGAAAUUCUUGUCCAGGCUAACUGUAAAAAAAUCAAGCUGUUCUUUGUAAACUCCUCCGUUUUGAUGAUAUUAAAAUGAUGUAUGUAUUGUUGUGAUCA
Nothobranchius furzeri (turquoise killifish) is the source of this 673-nucleotide messenger RNA. It is a transcript of the gene sdhdb, whose product is annotated as succinate dehydrogenase complex, subunit D, integral membrane protein b. The record is from RefSeq and is a predicted model, not a curated record. Lineage: Eukaryota; Metazoa; Chordata; Actinopteri; Cyprinodontiformes; Nothobranchiidae. Gene Ontology annotation, molecular function: heme binding; ubiquinone binding; succinate dehydrogenase (quinone) activity. Gene Ontology annotation, cellular component: membrane; mitochondrial envelope. Gene Ontology annotation, biological process: tricarboxylic acid cycle; mitochondrial electron transport, succinate to ubiquinone.